Messenger RNA from Knipowitschia caucasica, 297 nucleotides. Lineage: Eukaryota; Metazoa; Chordata; Actinopteri; Gobiiformes; Gobiidae. The record is from the annotation of a GenBank genome assembly.
AUGGAGGAGAACAAGAAAGAUGGUAUACGAAUAGGAGGGGUGGGCAAGAAGGAGCGAGCGUAUAUAGGAGAAGGUGAAUCCGAUUUCUCCCGCCCUCCAAUGAGUCCAGUGAAGCGCGCCAGCAUCAGGAGCUUAGAAGGAGGGGUGGAUGGGGUUUGGGGGAGAGGGGGUGAACUGGUUCCCUCUGCCCGCUGGGUGAAUGCCUGCUCCACUGGCUACUCCUGCCCUGGAUAUAUGCUUGCACGGUCCUGGGACGGCUGGCUGACUAAGCUUGGGCUGCGCAGUGCUCGACAUUGA